Molecule: messenger RNA, 1266 nt
Organism: Oryza sativa Japonica Group (Japanese rice)
Lineage: Eukaryota; Viridiplantae; Streptophyta; Magnoliopsida; Poales; Poaceae
Product: dof zinc finger protein DOF1.6
Biological process (GO): regulation of DNA-templated transcription
Molecular function (GO): DNA binding; DNA-binding transcription factor activity
Source: RefSeq, a predicted model, not a curated record
CCCUCCGUACCAUCAUCUACAUCACCCCUCUUCCCUGUACCACGAAGCAUCUACCAUGGCCAUCGCCACGCCUCGCCUCUAUAUAUACACCGUGCUCUCACUCUCCUGCUAACCAAACACAGAAUCAUCAUCCAUCGAUCCAAGUAGCUAGCAAGAGCUCUUGUAAAAAUGCCAGGACAGGUGAUGGAAGCUGCGCUGCAGCAGCUGCCGGCGUCCAUGGCGUCGGGAUCGCUCCUGCUGCCUCCCGCCUGCCUCCAGCAUCCGCUUCCGGCGGCGGCGGCGGCGUCAGGCGGCGUGGGAGGGAGUAGCAGGGAGCAGUGCCCGCGGUGCGCGUCGCACGACACCAAGUUCUGCUACUACAACAACUACAACACGUCGCAGCCGCGCCACUUCUGCCGCGCCUGCCGCCGCUACUGGACGCUCGGCGGCUCCCUCCGCAACGUCCCCAUCGGCGGCUCCACCCGCAAGCGCCCCCGCCCCCCCGUGCGCCGCCCGCCCGUCCACUUCACCGCCGCCGCCGCCGCCGCCGCCGCCGCUGCACCGCCUCAUCACCAUCAUCAUCAUCACGGCGGGCCGCUCACGCCGCCGCCGGCGACCUCUUCUUCCUCGCAGCAGGCGGGCCUGCUCGGCUCGCUGUUCGCGCUCGGCGCGGCGCCGCUGCUGGAGGGCCGCGUCGGCGUCGGCUUCGACCUCGGCCUCGGCCUGCCCGGCCCGGGCCACCACCAUGCCGUCGCCGGCGGCGGCGGACCUGCUGCAGCGGUGGCGACGUCGUCGUCGUCGUCGGCGGCGGCGCCUCUGCUCUGGCCCACCGGGCUGUUGGACAGCAGCAGCAAUAAUGCCGAGACAUGGAGGAUGGCGGCCGGCGGCAUGUGGCCGGAGUUCACUGCGGCGGCGGCGCAGGUGGGCGGGCUGAUGCAUGGAGGGGCCCAGCAGCAACCACAGCUUCUGUGAUAGUACUUCUACAGUGCAAAAAUACUUUCCCAUGCAUGCAUGCAUGCAUGUAAUGGUCGACUAGGAUUAGCUUAAUUGUGUUUUCAGUACUGCUGCAGGAUGUUCCCGUAGUUAGUCGAUAUGGAGGGUGUCUAAUAGCGCUGGGUGGGUUAAUUACGUGUUCUUUACUGCGUGGUCGAUGUUAGUACGAACGUUGUUGUUGUUGUGUUCUGUUUUAAAACAAGUGUUACUGUGUGUGUGGUAUAUGAUCCAUAGUACCGAGCUAGUACAAAUUAAAUUAAAGUUCCUUUUUUUUCCCAUGAAAACCCCUUUGUU